Molecule: messenger RNA, 3038 nt
Organism: Nematostella vectensis (starlet sea anemone)
Lineage: Eukaryota; Metazoa; Cnidaria; Anthozoa; Actiniaria; Edwardsiidae
Product: band 4.1-like protein 5
Exons: 25
Coding region: 236-2551 (771 amino acids)
Cellular component (GO): cytoskeleton
Source: RefSeq, a predicted model, not a curated record
CCGUCCCCGCGGGAUAGCCGUAUUCUUUGCCUUCUAGCGGGACGGCAUCAUUACAAACUUGCUUUGAACAUUGUUUUAUUUAUAUAUCCGAAGAGUCUUCCCCUCAACUCAAGAUUGUGUGUCUUUCACGACCAAUUUACCCUUUUAAGAGACAACAGAUUUUUGAAUGGACAACGAGAGUGUAUGAAAAACUUCAAGUGUAAUUAUUUUCUGUGGCUAAAGAACACCGCAACUUAUGGCAUGUUUUGGUCGUACUCCGACCGAGUUUUUCUGUCAUAUCGUUCUACUCGACGAAAGCGAAUUCCCCAUAGAAAUAACGAAAUCAACCAAAGGUUUUGAGGUGCUUGAGAAAGUGUUUGAUCACCUUAAUCUGCUGGAGAGAGACUACUUUGGCUUGCGGUUCAUUGAGAAGAACACACAAUCAAGAUGGCUGGAUCCCAUGAAGUCAGUUACCAAACAACUGAAAGCUGGACCACCAUAUCUGAUGUACUUUUGUGUCAAGUUUUAUGCUGCUGAUCCCAAUAAAUUGCACGAAGAACUCACACGAUAUUUAUUUUUUCUUCAAGUCAAAAGAGAUAUUUUCCAAGGAAGGCUGCCUUGUCCUCAAAACGUGCUUGCCGAACUCUCUGGCUACGCAAUACAAUCCGAAUUAGGUGAUUUUGACUACCAGUCGUACACCCCUGGAUAUGUAUCAGAGUUUAGAUUUGUUCCCAAACAGACGGAAGAUUUGGAAGAGAAGAUUUCCGACUGUCACAAACGAUUAAUAGGUGUAGUCCCGUCAGUGGCAGAGUACAUGUACUUAGACAAGGCCAAGUGGUUGGAAAUGUACGGGGUGGACCUCCAUCUUGUCAAGGGCGAAGAUGGCGUCGAAUACUUCGUUGCGCUCAAACCCGCUGGCGUCGUCGUCUAUCAUAACAAAACCGCUGUUGGAACGUACCUCUGGCAAAAGAUAACGAAGAUCGAUUUUAAAGGCAAAAAGUUUUCGCUAAACGUCCAGGGAAAAGAGGACCGGGAGUACGUAUACGUGUUCUACCUGCCCAACAAGUCCGCCUGCAAACACUUGUGGAAGUGCUGCGUGGAGCACCACGCCUUCUUCAGGCUCGAUCGCGUGAAACCCGUGUCUCAAUCAAGCUCUGGGCUGUUCCGAACUGGAUCGGGAUUUAGAUACAGUGGUCGAACGCAAAAAGAAGCGCUCGAAGAAGGUCGAAGGCUUGCCCGGCCAAACCCUCAAGUGAAAAGGAAACCGAGUAAACGCUAUGAAAGACGCACGAGUCAGUCAAACGAUCGAGCGCAGGGCAACGUCACGGUGGUCAGUACUGCGCAUGUGCAAGUCCGCGCUGAUGACGUACAGGCUAUGAACGUUAGUGGAGUGAAGUCUGACGGACGUCCGUCGAGUUCCGGGCAAGAUGUUUACGAUGGUAGUCGCCAGUCCACGCACGGUCCGGCCCUACCUUGGGAGGAACUGGCGCAGACUCAAGCUGGUCUUUAUACCCCAGCUCCCGAAUCUCCUCGCUCUGUUCGAAGUAACAACUCAACAGGAAGAUCUAAACGACGAAGCCGAUCACCCAAGUUUCCCCGGCCCCACAGCCGUCGGUCUGGUCAGAGCAGUGGCAGUGAAACUGAACCGUCUAAAAGAAGGUCUCGGUCAGCGUACUAUUCGGACGAUGACGUCGGCAGAAGGAAGCGUCACCACAAACGGAAGCAUCAUCGGCACGCCCACUCGGCCGCAGAGUAUUCUGGGAGUGAUGGGGAGAGUCUUCCCUCCAGGCGCGGUCGCAGAAAAGCUCCCAGACCCGUGGUGAAUCCACAGGAGGUUGCCAAGCUAGGCGAUGCUGCGCCAUAUCACUGGGAUAAAGUCACGGGAGAAGAGUUUAGGCCUCGUCAUCAUCAUCAUAAUCAUCAUCGUCAUGCGGCUUCUGAACGCGACGCGAGAAGCGAUGGUUCCGGUCGCCAUAGACACAGUCGAUCAGUGACCAGCGAACCACCAGACCCGCCAAACCGACGUAUCAUGACACCGCCGUUACCUAGCAACGGAAUGGUUCCCGCCCUUGACGUCAUCCAACCACGUGUAGCCGUCACUCGCGUAGCUAAGGAGAACCGGCACCGUCAUCGUCACCAUAGAAACAGUCACUAUGGAUACCAAUCUAGUGAGUCGAUACAGACGACAUUCUCGGCACCACCGGCACCCCCUACUAAACUUCUUCUCGAGCUUGGACCCCCCGGAUCUAGAGAGCACCCCCCUGGUCAUCCAGGGCUGCGGCGUCUUUACAAUAAUAGCACCUCAGACCAGAUGUACAGCGGGCGCAGUUCACGCAUGCCCAAUUACGAGGAAUUCACUAACGGCACGUUGCAUGAUGAGUCCGAGCCGUAUCCCAUGAGACCAAAGAACGGUCAUAUUCCCUCUAUUGAUCGUUAUGGUGUCACAAAGCAAGCGGACUACAUUGAAGUGGUGUCAGGGCCUCCAAUCAAUCAAAGGGCAGACCCACUCAUCACGAAUUACAACUAUAGCCCGAGGCGGGCAAUGCAAACUGGGAAGUCUACGGUUUUGUAGUCAUGGCAACCAAGUUAAGACCUAGCUAGAGUGAAAGCGUGUUAGGUUUUUUCAUGGAAGGAUAGCUAUUUUUUUAGGAUAACAUGCUUUCGUUAGCUUUGCCUUUUUUAUGUCGCUAGCUUUCAAAGGCCCUCCACUCAUAACACAAACUCGUCACGACUUACCUUCGGAACGAAAGUCUUAAAAGCUUUAUAAUCUAUUGCUUAACUUCUUCUUACACUGAUUGCUGUUGUUUUGGCUGUUAGAAGACGUACUUUAUUUUUUAACAUUGUUUUUCUUGAUAUGAACAUUUUUCCAAGGAUAUGUUGUCAUGCAUCUUCGUAUUUAUUUAUUGUUUAUCAAUAAUAAUAAUAUCAAACCUUUGCUACGUUUUCCUUGAGCUCUGCGUUCUACGCAUGCUUGAACUACGAGUAAUCUACAGUGGAAGAAGACGCUUCAGUGCAUAUUUGUAAUUUCAAAGUUUCAAUAAACUUUAAAGUUCUUAAAA